This is a messenger RNA of Phytophthora nicotianae INRA-310, 240 nucleotides long. RefSeq lists its product as hypothetical. The record is from RefSeq and is a predicted model, not a curated record. NCBI's taxonomy places the organism in Eukaryota, Oomycota, Peronosporomycetes, Peronosporales, Peronosporaceae. The transcript has 2 exons. The coding region runs from base 1 to 240 and encodes 79 amino acids.
AUGAGCGACACACAGCCCUCGUGUUUGUGCGAGUUUCUUGCAGCUGGAGACACGGCAGCGAACGCCACCGCCGUGAGCCUUGCACAGUCGUCGAGUCUGUGCUCGCUUGCUGCAUCCUGGGACGGAGCAUGGUCGGACUCUCGUCGGUUGCACCAUUAUGUUAUGUUUUGGUGGCGUUAUUGCUGGUUGAUGUUUGAAGGUGGUGGUAUGGUCAUGUUCGACAUGUUUGGCUCGAACUAA